Molecule: messenger RNA, 1338 nt
Organism: Menidia menidia (Atlantic silverside)
Lineage: Eukaryota; Metazoa; Chordata; Actinopteri; Atheriniformes; Atherinopsidae
Source: the annotation of a GenBank genome assembly
AUGUUGUCAGCACAGAAGCCAACGCCAACUGACAUCUCUAGUACCACUCAGCAGCAUCGACAGUCUACGAUGGAACACUCAGAGGAGGCAGAGGAGCAGCAUCCCUCCCUCUACUUAGAAGUUUGUUCCCUUAACGAGGAGCGGCGUCUUCCCCUGCACACCUCCGUCGUCUUGUUUCUCCUGUCCUACUGCGACUGCAAGUCUUUCGAAGUGUUUCUGGUCUUCGACGACGGUGGGGACUCGGAGGCGGUGAGGGGCCGGCUCCCGGGGUCGGUGGAGGUGCGCGGGGUCCCGGUGGAGGCCGUGCCCCCGCUGGUCAGGGGCUGCCGCCUGCCCGCAGCUCUGGACGGGACCGGCCGGCUCUGCAGGGCCGGGCUGGCCGUGGUCCUCAGACACAUCAUCAACCAAACCCUCGCUGCUGACCCUUCCAGGAACGAUGUGCUGGCCCUGCUGGGUUUCAAGAAGACCUGUCUGAAGGCCUGUGCGGAGGUGAGCAAGUGGACUAGAUUGUGUGAAAUUUGCAUUCCUUCCACUGUUGAGGAACACCUCCGGAACCCCAGAGAUCCGGCCCACCAGCUUCCUCUUCCCAUUCUGACCCUCGAGCAGCGGCUUGCGGAGCCGGUCAAAGUACACAACGAUGACAAAAUACGCAGGCAGAAACUCAAAGAGCAAAGACAGAGCGAGGAGAAGCAGACCCCCGAAGGCCGGGGAGACCUGGACCCUGCGGUCAGUCCCGUCCGGCCGUCCCGGGCCUCGAACGGACUGGAACUCAGGGCGGCACUUUCCAAGCUGUCUGUGGAUUCAGUUCCAGCUUCAACCACCAGAGAGAACUCUGAGAUCAGGAAAGUGAAGACGACAGACCUGCCCCCCCUGGAGCACGUGUUUGCUGAGGGACUUUACUUCACCCUGACUGAUGUGGUGCUGCUGCCGUGCAUUUAUCACUAUCUGCGUUCCCUCCAGGCCCACGCGGCGGGCGCGCUGCACCACCUCCCCCACCUGCUCCGCUGGUACAGCCGUGUUCAGGAGGUGCCGGGGGUUCUGCGGGCAGCCAAGGAUUGUGGGCUCCUCCUGUCCGUCCCCCAGGUCUCCGCGUCCAGUCUCUCCGGACCGCCAGUACAGGACACACCAGGAAACCUGCUGGCACAGGAAGAAGGCCCCGAGCCCCCUUUCAUUGGCGGCCCCAGGCCAACAAUGACAAAACUUAAAGAAAAUGGCAUCGAGGCUGUCUUUGCUCCUCAUCCUUGCCCUUCCUGGACCCUCCCAUGGGACAGCUUACCAGGAGCCAUCAACCCCACUGAAGUUCUGCUCUCUGACUCUUUGCAGCGCACCUUCUGGUGA